UUUGAUAUAAUUCGAGGUUUUUCAAUGUCGCGUUCUACUUGUUUUGUUUCUUGUCUGGUUUAUUGCUUGAUCUUGAUUGCUGGAGUUCAAGCAUGGAGCAAAGAGGGUCACAUGAUCACCUGCAAAAUUGCGCAGGAUCUGUUGGAACCAGAGGCAGCAGAUGCAGUGAAGAAGUUAUUACCAGAAGAUUUAAAUGGCAACUUAUCAGCUUUAUGUGUGUGGCCAGACCAAGUAAGACACUGGUACAAAUACCGCUGGACUAGCCCUCUUCACUUCAUUGAUACUCCUGAUGAUUCUUGCUCUUUUGAUUAUAAACGGGAUUGUCAUGAUGAACAUGGUGUUGAAGACAUGUGUGUUGCUGGUGCUAUCCAGAAUUUCACUUCUCAACUUCAGCAUUACCGUCAAGGAACAGCUGAUCGGCGCUAUAAUUUGACAGAGGCAUUGCUAUUUCUGUCACACUUCAUGGGUGAUAUUCAUCAGCCAAUGCAUUGCGCGCAUACCAGCGAUAGAGGAGGAAAUUCUAUUGAUUUACGAUGGUUUAGGCAUAAAUCUAAUCUCCAUCAUGUAUGGGACAGAGAGAUAAUUCUUACAGCCAUGAAGGAUUACUAUGACAAUGACGUGGAUCUCUUACAACAAGACAUUGUAGGAAACUUCACUGAUGGAAUUUGGUUUGACGAUGUCUCGCAUUGGACAGAUUGCGACAGUCUUCAUACUUGCGUAACCAAGUAUGCCACAGAGAGCAUUAACAUAGCUUGUAAAUGGGGUUACAAAGACGCCGACCCUGGUGUAACACUUGGAGAUAACUACUUUAAUUCGAGGCUGCCUUUCGUGAUGAAACGUAUAGCGCAAGGAGGGGUUAGAUUAGCCAUGAUUUUAAACAAGGUGUUCAACCAUGGCCAUGAAGCAAUGGUAGUCGCCACAUAAGAAAAUCAUGUCAUACUCAUACUCAACAAAAGGAGGAGGUUAUAAUUACAUCCUUGGCUUCCAAUGUUUAGGACUCUAGGAUAAUCCAUUCAUCAAAAGUAAAUAAACCUUAUUAUUUUAGCAAUAUGUAGUGUUGAACAAUUUAAUUUGUACUAUAAUUUGUUGCAAUUGUAAUUUAAUUCUUUGCUAAUGAGAUAUUAGCAAUUUGACUAUUCAUAUGUACUAGUACAAGUUAACAAGUACAAGUACAAACUUCUUUCUUUUGCA
Molecule: messenger RNA, 1191 nt
Organism: Spinacia oleracea (spinach)
Lineage: Eukaryota; Viridiplantae; Streptophyta; Magnoliopsida; Caryophyllales; Amaranthaceae
Product: endonuclease 1
Exons: 9
Coding region: 25-924 (299 amino acids)
Biological process (GO): DNA catabolic process
Molecular function (GO): nucleic acid binding; endonuclease activity
Source: RefSeq, a predicted model, not a curated record